AUGACGUUGUCGCUCGUACUGCGUCGCGUGCCCCGCGCUGCCCGCUUCGUGCGCAGCCUCUCCACCGCCGCCAGCUCAUCUUCUGAUGCUGCAUCCAGCAACAACUCAGACUCGACCACGACACAUUUCGGUUUUCAGCAGGUGCCCGAAGAAGACAAAGAACGCAUGGUGGCGUCUGUGUUCCAUAAUGUGGCUGAGCAAUACGACGUCAUGAACGACUUUAUGAGCGGCGGCAUGCAUCGCAUCUGGAAGGACUCGUUUGUGGACACUCUUCACCCUGUGGGUCCAUUAAAGUGCCUGGAUGUGGCAGGAGGAACUGGUGACAUCGCCUUCCGUAUCGCUGAGCAAUUAUCGAAGUCUUCUCGAGGCACUGAAGGCUCCGAGAUCACCGUGUGUGAUAUCAACUCGUCCAUGCUGCAAGUGGGUGAGGAACGUGCAGUUAAAGUGCUUCCUGAUGUUGAUCCUUCGCUCUUCCGCUGGGUGGAGGGCAACGCUGAGCAUUUGGACUUUGAGGACAACUCUUUUGACGUCUACACCAUCGUGUUUGGUAUCCGUAACGUAACUCAUGUGGACCGCGCUAUCAAGGAAGCUUACCGUGUACUCAAGCCUGGAGGCCGCUUCAUGUGCAUGGAGUUCAGUCAAGUGCCCAACCCAUUGAUCCGCCAAUUCUACGACGCUUACUCGUUCAACGUGAUCCCGCUGUUGGGCGAGAAGGUGGCGAACGACCGUCCGUCGUACCAGUAUUUGGUCGAGAGUAUCCGUCAGUUCCCGCCCCAGGAGAAGUUUAAAUCCAUGAUCGAAGACGCCGAAUUCAAGCGCGUGACCUACACCAACUUCACGUUCGGAGUGACUGCCAUGCACUCGGGCUUCAAGUUCUAA
Phytophthora infestans T30-4 is the source of this 879-nucleotide messenger RNA. Its product is annotated as ubiquinone/menaquinone biosynthesis methyltransferase ubiE. The record is from RefSeq and is a predicted model, not a curated record. The transcript has 3 exons. NCBI's taxonomy places the organism in Eukaryota, Oomycota, Peronosporomycetes, Peronosporales, Peronosporaceae. Bases 1 to 879 code for a protein of 292 amino acids. Gene Ontology annotation, molecular function: methyltransferase activity. Gene Ontology annotation, biological process: ubiquinone biosynthetic process.